Messenger RNA from Knipowitschia caucasica, 615 nucleotides. NCBI's taxonomy places the organism in Eukaryota, Metazoa, Chordata, Actinopteri, Gobiiformes, Gobiidae. The record is from the annotation of a GenBank genome assembly.
AUGCCCAAGACUUUAGAGGGCCAGAUCACCAUGGAGAAGACCCCCAGCUACUUUGUGACCAGAGAGGCUCCGGCCCGCAUCGCCGCCAUGUCCCGGAAAACCAAACUCAUCGUGGUGGUGCGUGACCCGGUGACCAGAGCCAUCUCGGACUACACGCAGACUCUGUCCAAAAAGCCCGACAUCCCGUCUUUCGAGAGCCUGACGUUCAAAAACAGGACUACGGGCCUGAUCGACACCUCGUGGAGCGCAGUGCAGAUCGGUAUUUACGCCAAGCACUUGGACAACUGGCUGCAGCACUUCCCCAUGGAGCAGCUGCUGUUCGUGAGCGGCGAGCGGCUCAUCAGCGACCCGGCCGGAGAGCUGGGCCGCGUGCAGGACUUUCUGGGACUCAAACGCAUCAUCACGGACAAACACUUUUACUUUAACCAGACCAAGGGCUUCCCGUGUCUGAAGAAGGCCGAGGGCAGCAGCAAACCCCACUGCCUGGGCAAGACCAAAGGGCGGACCCACCCCAACAUCCACCCCGAGGUGGUGCGCAGGCUACGGGACUUCUACCGGCCCUUCAACCUCAAGUUCUACCAGAUGACCGGACAUCACUUUGGUUGGCAGCUGUGA